Thyridium curvatum is the source of this 2859-nucleotide messenger RNA. RefSeq lists its product as uncharacterized. Gene Ontology annotation, biological process: DNA-templated transcription; regulation of DNA-templated transcription. Gene Ontology annotation, cellular component: nucleus. Bases 1 to 2859 code for a protein of 952 amino acids. The transcript is spliced from 2 exons. Gene Ontology annotation, molecular function: zinc ion binding; DNA-binding transcription factor activity, RNA polymerase II-specific; DNA binding. Lineage: Eukaryota; Fungi; Ascomycota; Sordariomycetes; Thyridiales; Thyridiaceae. The record is from RefSeq and is a predicted model, not a curated record.
AUGUCGUCCGCCCCCAGCACGGACGAGGCUCAAGGCCGCCGAGAAAGCAGCCAGGCUGCUCCUCGACAGCAGCUCCCCUCAUUAAGCAGCUUGCUGGGCCAGCUCGGGGCCCCCCGGCCGCUUCACUCGCCUUUGUCUGAACGGCCCGCGGCUUAUUCUACGAGCUCUCCUCUGGACCGACCCCAAGGCGGCGCUGCGCCGGAGCGAUCCUUCUCUUCGUCAUCCUACUUUCCACCUUCAGCAGCAUCUUCAUCAUCCUCACAGCCCAGGACAACGGCCUUUGAUGCCCCCAGAUUCGACGAAAGGGGCACUUUCCCCAGCCUCUCCCGGACCCCUUUUCCUGGACCGCUUUCACCCCGUGGCCGGGAACCCGACUACCAUAGACCGGAGCCGCAGUCCGAUUACCGGCCAGGCAGCCAGUGGUCCACCCCGAACGAGUACUCGCUGGGCAGCAGGGAGCCGUCUGGCUCUUUCCGUCCUCCCCCAGAUAGGUAUUCACCACAUAUGCAUGCGCCGAAGCCCGAGCAGGAUGGGGGAAUGUACUCGAGCCACCCGCGGCCGCACCACGUAUCGGGAACUCUACCGCCGACACCGACGAGCACGGCGGCUUCGGAGGGUAUCCCCGCGAAGGACGGGCUGGGACCCAAGAUCUGGACGGGGAGCCAAUUCCUCCCGCGCUUCGUGCGCGCGGCCGAGGUGCCUGGCGAAGGGCUGUGCUACUUUUACGACGACGGCAGCCACUGUAAGACGGUCAUCGACGGCGAGCCGGUCAAUGCGCACUGGGGCGUCACCAAGGCGGGCAAGCCGAGGAAGCGGCUGGCGAUCGCCUGCAUCACCUGCCGGGAGAAGAAGAUCAAGUGCGACCCCGACUACCCGCGGUGCGUUCAGUGCGAGAAGUUCGGAAGGAUCUGCAAAUUUAAGAAUGCUCCCCGUGGUACUCACAACAUUUCCCCCUCGACACCGCCGGCCGAGGCCGAGUCGUCGCGACGGAUGGGGUCCUUCAUGAGGCCGCCGCCUGGCUCCCCAAGACCAGGCAGCACUUCGAGUGCAUCGGUGUCACCCCGGACGACGUUACGACCGGCCAGCCCGGAGAACCUAGGCGGACCGCCAAAGCGGAUGCGCAUCGGGUACGAGCAGUUCCCGCCGCCACUGGGAGGAGCAGGAGAGGUAGGAGCGCAGCGGCCAUCGUUGGGGCACCCCUCGGAGCUGCCGAGGACCGGAGGCUUGCCCCUGCCGUGGCAGCAGCAGCAGCAGCAGCAUCACUACCAGCAGCCGCCACCAAGGCCCGAACUGCCACGGCUGCACGAGGAUGUGCUGGCGCGGGCAUGGCAUACAGAUCCGUACGUUUCCGACCCUCAGUCCGUCAGCACCACCGUAGCCUCCUUCUUCGUCCACAUGGACAGCGCGGCCCUGCGCUUCCUCCCCGACCGGGCCUUCAAGUCCUGGCUACAGACUAGCGCAGCAGCUCACAACAGGAAAUCAUCAGAAGACACGAUGCUCGUCUAUAGCAUCCUCGCCCUCGGCGUGGCUCUUUCGGCGGGCAACGCCGAAGCCGGUGCUGGUUCCGCGACGACCACUGCGGGUGAGCAGAGUAGCAUCGCUUACGAGUACGCUCAGGUCGCGCGCUACGCGAUGGACCGGGCCAAGUUGUCGAUACAGCUCGUGCAGGCUCGCCUCGUGCUCUCGCUGUACUAUUCCUCGACGUCGUACACCGGCGCGGCGGACGACAUGCUCAGCGGAGCCAUCUCGGCGGCCUCGAGCCUGCAGCUCAACGUCGAGUUUGAGAAGUCACCCGACGCCAGUAUGGACAGCUUUCCCUACGGUCUCAACAGGCACGGCUACGCCGAGUGCCGGAGGCGGACCUUCUGGGCGUGCUUUCUCCUGGAGAGGCUUGGUGGCGCCUUUCCCGUGCGGCCUAGCAUCAUCAAUACCGAGGACAUCUUCCUGCGGCUGCCGUGCGACACCAGCUCGUUUGAGGAGCAGGCCGAGGCCGCGACGCCGCCCUUUGAGCCUAAUUUCUCGGCCGUGCAGCAGCGGCAGGGCAGCGGGGCGCCCGUCGGCGUCAUGGGGUACCUGGUGCAGAUCGCGGCUAUAUGGGGCGACGUCAUGGCCUGCGCACACCGCGUGGCGAACCGGGCCGGCACCUACUCGGACUUUGACUUUAUCAAGUUCCACCACCUCAUCAUCUCGCGACUCGAGGACUGGAACUCGUCGCUGCCCGCGCGGCUUGUGUACUCGGCGGCGGCUGGGGCGGGGCUGGCGGCCGAGGACCGGGGCUGCUUCGUCGCGAUGCAUCUUGCCUACCACAUGACGGUCAUCAAGCUGCACCGGCACGUGCACGCACGCUUCCUGACGUCGGCCGCGUCGCGGGCGCAGUACAGCCGGGCCGCGUGCACGCACGCGCACAAGCUGCUCGACCUGUGGUGCAGCAACGCCGGUUCGAACACCACUCCCGCCCCUCCGUUUGCGGCCGCGGCGCUUCUCGAGGCGGCGGACGUGUGUUCUGCCGAGGGUGCGAUGGCGGACCUGCCGCAGCUGCUGGACAGUCUGGUCCCGGCGCAGGCGGGCGCGGACGCGGUGGCGGGUGUCUGGGGCGGCGAGGCGGGCGUCUUCGCCGCGGCCCUACGGGAGCGCGCGGAUCGCCUGGCGCGGGCGCUGGAGCAGCACCUGGAGCCCGGGUUCGCUUCCGCACCGGGAGCGGGCCCCGGUGCCGUGCACGGCGUGCGCGUGUACCAGGAGAAGGACGGCGGUGGGCGCGGCGUCGCGCCAGGAUGGCGGUGGCAGGUGCUGGAGCCGAUCGAGGGGCGGUUCCCGCGUGAGAUGGACUGUGUUUAUACGGGCGUCGGGCCGUAUGCUUGA